AACAGAUCCAUGACCAAGAGGGCCCCAAGAUUCAAAGACUGUUCCAGUCUACUCUGGGUCUUUCCAGCUGUUUUUCUUGGCCAGAGGAUCACACCCAUUGGGAUGCAAACAGGGAGCAGGAAGCUAGCGGAACAGUGAAGUCAGAUGAACUAGAGAAGAGGCAGAUGUUAAGGCCAGAGGAAAGUAGCCACAAGCAGCCCAAACUCCUGAGAAAGAACACCCAGAGGGGCAUCUUUUCUAGUGCGGGUUGUGUUGGGCAUGGUAAGGACCUGGCAAGUAAUCAUCUUCUCCCCUGAAGACUAAGAAUCAGAGUCCUUACUGUGGGCUACCUUCUAGAGCUGGGCUAAAGCUUAGGCACACAGCUGUUAACAUCUGGAUCCAGGAUCAUGUCUGCUAACAAGGGCUGGUGGGUGCCACCCGAGGGUGAGGACAACCUGUCCGAGAAGUUCCUAAGGAAGACCAGGGAGUCUCCACUGGUGCCUAUAGGUGUAGCAGGCUGCCUGGUGAUAGCAGCAUACAGGAUUUACAGGCUGAAGGCUCGGGGUUCCACCAAGCUGUCCAUCCAUCUGAUUCACACCAGAGUGGCAGCACAGGCGUGUGCUGUGGGGGCCAUCAUGCUGGGUGCCAUGUAUACAAUGUACAGAGACUACAUCAAGAGGGUGUCAGAGGAUGCUGAGAAGUAGGACUCCUGAGACGGCAGGAUGGCCAGUCCCCCCCGGCUGCCUGUAUGUGCCUAAUAAAGCUUUGUUGAGGAAA
Molecule: messenger RNA, 756 nt
Organism: Arvicanthis niloticus (Nile rat)
Lineage: Eukaryota; Metazoa; Chordata; Mammalia; Rodentia; Muridae
Gene: Higd1b
Product: HIG1 hypoxia inducible domain family member 1B
Biological process (GO): mitochondrial respirasome assembly
Cellular component (GO): mitochondrion
Source: RefSeq, a predicted model, not a curated record